AUUACGCUCCUGAAGGAUUUUCAACAUUACAGUUGUGGAGAAUAUUAUACUCUUUGUUAUAGUUCCAGUUUAUAUAGUUGAAAUAUGUACUCUUUGGUUGAGAUCAUUGUGUUCGUACUUUACACGAUGCUGAAUUGUCAUUUCUGUUUAUUGUUUCCGUGUUGGGGAGCGUUGGGGUUGGGGAGGAGUUAGCCGAGUUAGCGUGGCGUGUACACUGUGUGUUCGGAGUGUGCCGCACUCCCUGAAUUUUGGAGAGACUUUAAUAUUAAUUAAUAUUUUAUUAUUAAUGAUUACAUGUUAUUCACUAAAAUCAGUAAUGGCACUUACUGUUUAUUCGAAAAUCAUAUUUUGGUUAUAAUGAAGCCAGUGUUGUUUUAACUAACCUCAAUUACAUUGAUUGUGAACUCCAGUUGUCAAUUUAAAAUUGCUUUUGAGAACGCUGCUGGUAUGUUCACUAAACAGCUUGUGUCACAUCAAGAAACUGAUUUUGCACCUCGUCAGUACUUUCAAGAUGUUGAGUGUAAGAGUUAAUUCAUUUAGUGAAAACAAUUUGGGAGAACCAGAACAGGAUGCAAACUCUGCCUUGACUGAAUUGGACAAGGGACUCCGAUCUGGACGUGUUGGAGAGCAAUGUGAAGCCAUUGUUAGAUUUCCACGUCUUUUUGAAAAAUAUCCAUUUCCAAUUCUCAUCAAUUCAUCCCUCCUAAAACUUGCUGAUGUCUUUAGAGAACAACUUUUUGCGAGUUUGGGUCUUGCGAGUAUGCCAGCAGAGUGAAAAGCAUUUAGACAAAAUUUUAAAUGUUGACGAAUUUGUGAGAAGAAUAUUUAGCGUCAUUCAUUCCAAUGACCCUGUUGCUCGGGCAUUGACACUUCGUACACUGGGGAGUGUUGCUGGCAUAAUUCCUGAACGUCAGCAGGUACAUCACAGUAUAAGACGUAGUCUUGAUUCUCAUGAUACUGUGGAAGUAGAAGCAGCUAUAUAUGCUGCACGUCAAUUUGCAGCUCAGUCAAAACUGUUUGCUGUCAGUAUGUGCAAUAAAAUUUCAGACAUGAUUCAAGGCCUUGCAACACCAGCCCACAUGAAAUUGCAAUUAAUUCCAAUUUUACAAUAUAUGCAUCAUGAUUCAUCAACGGCCGCAUUGGUUCGUAAGCUCUGUACUGAACUGUUACCCAGUUAUCCAGCUCAAGAAUUUGUCUUAGUUACUUUAAAUUCAUUGACUCAUCUUGCAUCUGCAACAUUAGUAGAUAUUCCUGAUCAAGUGUCUCUUUUGCUGAAAUACCUGCGUACUGACCCUCGAUGGGAAGUAAAGGGCCAAGUGUUAAAAAAUCUACAUCAUUUGGCAGGACAAGGGGCUCACUUAUGGCCUCAGGGUGCUGUAGAGGCAAUUGUUGAUGUGGCUAUGAAUACAUCUUAUCAAAAGAUGUUGAAUUGGUCUCUUGAUGUUCUUUUGGUUUUGGUCAAAUCAGCUUCUACAUGCCAUUCACAGUCUAGUGAAGAUUCUCCAGUCAUGCAGCUUUGUAGCGAAAGCUGUUAUUCCAGUAACCCUGUUAUUGCAUCUAAAGCAGUGAAAGUGAUGACCAGUAUAGUACGUUAUAGUUUCAAGGAAGGACUUCCAGUGCAUGGCCUAGAACAAGUGGUAGAUACUGUAGAAUCACUGUUUCUGUUAGUUACCUGCAGAACAGAUCAUUCUUUUAAGAAGGAGUUAAAAGUUUGUCUUCAGUGUGCUGUGAGCCUUUGUGAAAUGAAUCAAGAUCUAUGCCCCAACUUUGUGCAACUCAUUGGUUUACAGCUUAUGGCUACAAAUGGGCCGUGUAGUGUUCUCCUUUGUGAAGCCUUAGGUGCUAUUGGUGGACUUCAAGCUGGAACAUUAUUGAUUUUACUUCCGGAAAUAUUAAAAAAACUGAAAGAACUGUGUGAAGUUCAGUCGCCAAGCCCAGAACAGACUCAUACUAAGGUCAUGCUGUGCACACUUGUAUUUCAAACAAUGUGUGAAUAUGAAUGGACACCUGAAAUCAAACACUUUCUGGAAUUGGUGAUUGAAAAAACCAAUUUAUGGGCUAACUACAGAAUAGCUCGCUCUGCAGCUCGAUAUGGUCAUCAUUCUAUUUCUCAUGUCAUUCUGUCUCAAUUGAAAGAGCAAGUUUCUUCUGAACAUCUUCACUUUUGGUUGGUUUCACUGGAAGAUUUGAGUAAAGGAGAAGCAGAAUUAUUGAACAAUAGCUUACACAGAUCAACAUUAGUACAUCGUCUUAAUACAGCUGUUUCACACUAUAGUAAGGCUGUGGCGGCUUUGAAGGCCGCUAGUACUCCUGCACAAACUCUCCAGUUUCAGUCUGAAUACACUCGUUUACGCGGAGAAUUCUUGCAGUGUUUAGCUCAGCUUGUCCACACUUGUCACAGUUUGUGCACAGCUCCUCCACCUGCUGUUGCUCAAUCUCUAGCAGAGAGCUCCAGGGAUCAGUUACAACGAUAUGGACAUAUUGCAAAUCAAUUAAGAAAGUGUGUAAAGGAGUUCCGAGCUUGCGCAGACAUGUACUGGAAAUUAUAUCAAUCUGCAUUUGAUGCUGAUCCUGCAUCAUUAACAAAUAUUCAGCUCCUACAACAAAUGUGUUUACUAAUGGCUCAAAGUAUAGAACGUGUUGUUCAAGCUGGUUACCAGGAGGCGGCCAUUCUAGAUUUCAGUUCUCAGCACUCAAGUUUAGAAACUCAGCAUCUCAUUAAAUCUUGCCAGGAAGCUAGCACUGUUGCCCUUCAGUUAACAAGAACAGAUGAAAAGACCAUAACUCAUCAGCAUAUUGAUUGCUUGCUGAGAGAAGUGGAAAUUUUAGCAGAGUCUUCAUUAUGUGUUCCUCGAUAUUUCUUCCAAAUCCUUCAGUCUACUAGUGUGAAGUUGGCCAUCUCUCCUCAACCUCGAGUUCUUGGUGAGGCUAUUAGCGUGCAAAGUGGAUCACAACUUGCUGUGAAAGUUGAAGGUGUUAUACAGCAUGGAAAACGACCAGGCCUGUUUCGUAAAAAUGUCAAUGAUGUCGGAUCAGUAUUGACUCAGACAGUGCCACCACAUCGAGAUUUCUUUUCUGCCCAGUUCUUGUUAGCUUUUCCUACUGGUGGUCAAUAUUUAAUUAUAGUGGAAGCAGCAGUUGUUGAUGAAAAGAGUAACACAUGGCGAACUGGACCCAGAAACACACUAACUGUGAAAUCACAUGAAGAAACAAGUAAAGGUGUUUCAAACAUUGUUCCUGGAAAUGCAACAGGUAGUACUUCAGGAAGUGGGAGAACAACAUAUUCUGCUUCGUCACGAUUCUGAUUGGAAGCUUGCCAUAAUGGAAAGCAAAUACUAAAGUGAAAGGUGAAUAUAUGAAAGUACAAACAAAAUACUUGAAAGGAUGCCUGUCUCUUUAGCAGGCACAAUUGUGCAGAUGUAUGGUGAUAAUAUUUGUGCGAGCAAAGAAUUAGAAACACUACAAGUGUUGAUACAGAACAAUAUUGAUUUUUCAAUACUUUUCUGGCAUUGAUUGUGAUUCUCAGGAGAUUUAGAAGAUGACAGUCAUAUUUUAGUUCCAAGUGAGUGAAAUGUCAUUGAACUGUAUAUAAUUUUCUUAUUACAAUAAUUAUAUGAGGCUAAUAUUUGACGUGAUUUUGUAGUGUGUUCUCUUGUUCAUAUCUUGUGGAAUCUAUAGAUAGUAUACUAUGAUUCAUUAGGCUACGCACACAAGGUAUGGCUCAUCCAGAAACUAAGCAUCAUUGGUGAGAAAUGAUAUUGUAGCAGACUUUUCCUCAAAGUCUUACAUAAGUAGUAAAUUAGAACAAAUUUUAAAAAAUGUAACAUGAUGAGAAUCACCACUCUAAAUUCCUCGAUUUUAAUUAAUUGUAUUCCAAAUUAACAUUAUGAAAAUCCUUCUUUAAAACUGUCAAUUACUACUUCUUUCAUGUUCUGAAAACACAUGAAUUGUUAAUUUGGAUGACAAUGAGUGAUUUUAUAAAAUUAAAAAAAAUCUAGAAUAACUGUUGCAAGUUAGAAAUUCAAAGGUUAUAAGUUCACAUUAACAUUUGGCCUAGGGAGAUAAGUCCUUGGGCUCUCAUCCUAAUAUAAAAAUAACUAUUAUGGAAGUGAAAUAAAUUUUCAAAAACAAACCAAUAUCACAUGAGGUGGUACAAAUUAACGUAGUUUUUUGUGCAACACAUAACAAGUGUAAAUUAGUUUAAAAAAUACAAAUAAUGAAUAAUACAUAUACAUCUCAUUGUUACUUCCAUGGACAAAAGUUGCAUGAAACUACCCCCACAAAUUCUUGAUGUUUCAUUUCAGUUAUCCUUUAUUCUGAGGAUAAUUGAAAUGAAAAGAUCGCAAAUAAUGCAUUAGCAUCAGAGUGUGUCGUAGGUAUCCAACUUCUCUUUAAUGUAAUGGCUGUAGUAAUAAUUUAUGCUCAUUAUACAAAGGCCUGUAUUGUACAUGAAACUGACUGAGACUUAACAUAUAUGUUGAAAGCUACACGUUUCAAAUGCACCAUUGUUUUGACACACUUAUUCAAAUUAUUCAAGUGCUGCUCUAACUUAUAUUUGUCCUCAUUGAAGUCCAUAUUGCCCACAUGGCUGAGGAAUAGAACACCACUGAAUUGUCAUCCAUGAAAAACUUUUCUAAACAAAGGUAAGGAUUAAGUGCCUCACAAUUUUUUUCAGAACAUUUAUAUUGAUAAUGUGUGACAAUUAGCAACUAAAAGUAGUCUAGCUUUCCCUAAACAAUGGCUACUUUUGCAUGCCUUGGAAUAUUUCAUUGGUUUCUGGCAGCAAAUAUAUUUUAAUGGGCGAGGGGAAAGACAGUACUAGUUCAGAAAGUUCGUUCUGAAGUAAUUUAAGUUAUAACCUUUGAUUAGAUAAGACAAAAAACUGUUGAGCUUCUUACUCCAGAAUGUUUUAUCAAGUCUCAUGAAUAUGUUCUGAGGAAUAAUUCCAAUAAAAACCUUAUUAAUAAAGUGUUAUAAUUUAAACAAACUGUGGACUUGUACUGUUUUUCAUCAGAACAAAGUUUUAUUAAACAAAUUUAUAAAAUAACAAUCUACCAUGAAAAUACCACAUUUUAUUGUUGUAUGAGUGCAUUUAAGUAAUAUAACUUGGGGCCAUCCAAAUUUCAAGUAGAGCUCAUAUAUUAUUACCUUUUCCUUU
Gryllus bimaculatus (two-spotted cricket) is the source of this 5158-nucleotide messenger RNA. Lineage: Eukaryota; Metazoa; Arthropoda; Insecta; Orthoptera; Gryllidae. The record is from the annotation of a GenBank genome assembly.